UCGGAGGCCAGUGACUGCUGCCUGCCGUAUCUAGCCCCUGGAUGUGAGUCGGAGUGAGCGAGAUCUCAGGGCGAGGGCCGGUGUUCCUCUCGCCUUCGUGUUGCUCUCGGAUGCGCAGACAUCUCUGGCCGGUACAAGAGGCGCCCCUGGACACUCGCACCGUCCACCACACCCAUCCCCGUUACCCUGCGCUCCCUCCAUGCCGCCAAAGAAGAACUCGGCGCUGUACCAGGUGCGCCUCGUCGACCUCGUGCCGGCGCGCGCCGCCUUUCCCGCCGAGGCGCUGGCGUGGCUGCUGGCCGGGCCGGGCGGCCUGCGCGAGGCGUCCAAGCAGGUCGGCGUGACGCUCAGCGUCAAGGAAGGCCUGCAGCUCUGCCCCGUGCUGCUGCUGGCCAACCACAGCCGCGUGCUCGUCGUGCGCUUCGCCAGCCGGCAGCGCAGCGGCGUCGCCGAGGCCGCGGCGCGCGCCAAGUUCGGCGCUGCAGCAUGUCUGCUCGCCGGCGAGCACACGCACGACGCCCGCCCCGUCCACGCCGUCGCCUUCCGGGGCACGCUCGUGGCGCUGCUGCUCUGGCGCCACGCCGGGCUGCGCCUGCGCCUGCUCGACCUCUCGAGCUUCUACUCGCUGCGGCGCGACAUCGACCUGUUCCGCCUCAUGUGCACGACGUUCACCAAGACGCGCGCCUGCUUCACGAUGCACCUGACGCCGGCCGCCUUUGCGCAGGUGCCGCAGGGCGCGCCGCCGUCGGUGGCCAAGAACACCAUCGCCGCCGCACGCGAGGCUGUGGCGACGUGGCAGCUGGCAGCGAACGCCAGCGGCCGGCUGCCCGCGCACAUCCUGGCCCCGACACGCGCCUGCGCCGACAACCCGGCCUCAUUUGUGCUCUCCACCUUUGCGCGCUCCGCCCAGACGCUCGACUUUCUCGCCGAGGCGCAGGCGGCGGCGCGCAGCGUGUACCUCUCGACGCCCAAGACGCGCGAGGCCAACGUCGAGCGCAUCGCGACGCGCGUCGGCGACGGCGGCUGGCAGGUGAAGAACACGCGCUACCAGACGCGCAUCGACGCCGACCCUCGCCAGCAGCUCAAGGUGUACCGUGCCGACGGGCAGCAGCUCGAAGGGCGCGCGCUCGCCCUCGUCGGGCGCCGCAGCAACCUGCGCGUGGCGGGCAUGGCCGGGCAGCAGAUGGAGAUCGAGCGCAUCGUCGUCGUCGGACGCGGCAGCCUCUCGGCGGCCGAGCUCGACUUCUGCCACUGGCUGCGCGACCAGAUCCGCCGCGUCGAGGUCGAGGAGACAGGCCGUGGCGUGCUCCAGGAGCUCACGCACGACGUGCUGCCGCACCUCUACAAGCAGCUGCUCUUCAGCGCGCCGACGCCCAUCGAGAACUACUGGGACUAUCCUGCGCCGAAGGGCAGCAAGGCCUACUGGCUCAUCACCGACUCGCACCUCAACGCCAGCCAGCGCAAGGCCGCGCGUGCCAUGCUUGCGCCGCUGCCCGACGAGGAGGGCGAUCCCGACGGCGCCAUCGUGCUCGUCCACGGGCCGCCCGGCUCGGGCAAGACGGCCACGAUCGCAGCGACGUGCGUCCAGUGGCUGGCGUGGGGCAACAGUCCGGCGGCGAUCUACGUGACAUGCCAGUCCAACGCGGCGGUAAAGAACGUCACGCGGGCGCUGCGCCGCGAGGGCGUGCGCCACAAGAUCAUCGUCAGCAACGCCUUCCACGACGAGUGGCACGAGUACAUGUACCGCGAGGACGUCGGGCAGCUGCUGCUCACCUGGGACAUGGGCGAGGAGGACUUCCGUGCCCCGGACUACCCGCGCGUCAUCCUCUGCACGCUGAGCCUCUUCUCGCACCCCAAGCUUGUCGACGGCACGUACCCGCUCUUCGCAGCGCGCCCGCCGAGUCUGCUCCUCGUCGACGAGGCGUCGCAGCUGCACGCGUCGGUGUACGGCGUCGUGAUCCAGCGCUUCGAGGCGACGCUGGCGCGCGUGUGCUUCCUCGGCGACCCCAAGCAGCUGGCGCCGUACGGCUCCGAGACGAUCAAGGCGGCCGACUGGAGCGUCUUCGAGAUCACGGGGCGCCGCGUCAAGCCGCCGCUGCUGCUCAACACGAGCUACCGCCUGCCGCGUGCCCUCGCCGCCGUCAUCUCGCGCCACGUGUACGACGGCCAGCUCGUCUCUGGGCCCGACACGUUUGCCGGCGCGCUGCAGGACUGCGUGCGCUUCGUGCACGUCAACUCCGUCGAGCACAAGCCGCUGGGCGGCACGUCCUACACCAACGCCGCCGAGGUGCAGGCCGUCGUGAACAUCGCGCGCCGCUUUGAGAAGGCCGGCGUCGAGUGGCGCUGCCUCACGACAUACGACGCCCAGCGCGCUGAGCUCGAGGUGGCACUGAAGCGAGCUGGCCUCUCUGGCGAUGCAGGUGAGCACGACGUUCUUGUCAGUGGCUGCCCACGCUGAACCUCGUGCAGACCGCGUCUUCAACGUGGACGCCUACCAGGGCCAGGAGGCGCAGGUCAUCAUCGCCAGCCUCGUGCGCGCGCCGCGCUCGCUCACCGACCGCGGCAUCGCCAGCGUCGGCUUCCUGAGCAACAUGCGCCGCUCCAAGGUGCUGCUCACGCGCUGCAAGCGCAGCCU
Tilletiopsis washingtonensis is the source of this 2635-nucleotide messenger RNA. Its product is annotated as P-loop containing nucleoside triphosphate hydrolase protein. Gene Ontology annotation, molecular function: 5'-3' DNA helicase activity; ATP hydrolysis activity. Lineage: Eukaryota; Fungi; Basidiomycota; Exobasidiomycetes; Entylomatales. The transcript is spliced from 3 exons. The record is from RefSeq and is a predicted model, not a curated record. The coding region runs from base 200 to 2458 and encodes 752 amino acids.